GUCAAAGCGAAACAUCAGAUCUCAGAACUCGAGACGGCUUGAUCACAACUUUGUUACUUUCCUAAUCCAGCAUGCCCAUCUGUAUCACCUGCACUCACCCCAUAUCGCACCUCUACACAGUCUAUGAAUCCGCAUACAACCUGAGACUUGAACAAUGCAGCAAAUGCCUGAAGUUUGCAGAUCCAUAUGUCGAACACGACUCUCUGACGCUCCUCUUGGACCUCAUUCUACUGAAGCGAGAAGUGUAUAGACAUUUGAUAUAUAAUAGAGGGACAGAGCCGCGAAAGGCGCUCGGGAGUAAGGCUGACCUUGACUCGGAGGGAAGUCGGGAAGGUGAGCACACCCUGGCUGUUACCAAAGGCCGACAAAGGGAGAAAGACAGAUGGUGGCUCAUUUUGAAGCUUGCUUGCGGGCUUAUCACUGUCGAUGCAUUUAUUCGAUGGGCACAUCUCAAUCCACAGAUAUCUGCAGAUGUAUCACGGUGGACAGUUGAAACCAACAUUGUCUUCCUCCGGAUCCUCAUUGGAUGCAUUAUAGAAACGUUUGCAUUUCAUGGAGGAGUGAUGUUUGCAUCGUAUUUUGUACUCGCACUCUCAGAUUUCAUUCGUUCAAGGAGAAGUACCUCGCCAGUAGAAAUAUCAGGUGUUCGACAACAGUUCAAGUUCUCGCUCAUCCCUCUGACAAUUUUCUACUCUUCCCUCACGAAGCUUUUCCUUCUGUUCUUGCUCACGAUAUGGCGCCCUUCAGCGUCUAAACCUGGAGGUUCUCCAUACUAUUGGGAUCCUUCAUACUACAGCAGCUCUCUUGUUACACGGGCCCUCGAGAUAUGGGAUGAGGACAAACUAGAUCGUGAGUGGGUCGUUAGGAAUGUUUUGGGUGGAAUGGCGACUGGAUUCGGACUUCGUGUUGUGCUCGACUGUCAUCCUGUCUUUACGACAGUGGUGAUCCUUGUUGGGUGGUUGGCGAAAACAGUUGUUGCGGGAUUUCUCAAGAAUUGGGUGGGUGGAGACGAACAUAGUGGAGACAAAUGGAUGGCGUAUAGUAUCCCGUAGUCUCCCAUAGUCCUCUGUUCCUCUUGCGUAGAAUUGAUUUAGACCGUGGUCUGGC
Suillus fuscotomentosus is the source of this 1107-nucleotide messenger RNA. Its product is annotated as Arv1-like family-domain-containing protein. Gene Ontology annotation, biological process: sphingolipid metabolic process; sterol metabolic process; regulation of plasma membrane sterol distribution. Lineage: Eukaryota; Fungi; Basidiomycota; Agaricomycetes; Boletales; Suillaceae. Gene Ontology annotation, cellular component: Golgi apparatus; cortical endoplasmic reticulum. The transcript has 8 exons. The coding region runs from base 72 to 1052 and encodes 326 amino acids. The record is from RefSeq and is a predicted model, not a curated record.